ACGGUUGAGCGCGAGAUCGACCAAGCUAAGCGCGCGUUUGCUCUCAAAAAAUACGAGGAGGCGGUAGAUCACUAUGCGAGUGCUCUGGAAAUUCAGACCACGAAAUACGGCGACCAUGCGCCUGAAUGUGCUGAUUUAUACUUUUCUUAUGGGCGUGCAUUGCUAGAAAACGCGAUUUCGCAAAGUUCGGUGUUAGGGAAAGAGCAGGCAGAGGAGACUUUGGCAGAACCAGGUUCGGAUGCUUGCAAGAAUGGCCCCAUCCUAUCCUUCUCUGGUGAUCCUGAAGAUGACGAGGACGGUGCACUCGGCGAAGAGACCACUGUUGACCUGUUUGCAGAAGCAGUGAAGAUGGAGCAAGAAGAGCGCGAGGAUGAGGAGGAAGAGGGAGCGGAUUUGGCUGAACCGGAGGACGACUUCAAUGCGGCCUGGGAGGUUUUGGACCUUGCCAGGGCCCUGUAUGACAAAAUGCAGGAUGAGGAUGAUGAAACGAAGCUCAAGCUAGCAGAUACGUAUAUCGCGCUCGGCGACGUUUCACUGGAGACUGAAAAAUUCGAUCAAGCUAUAAACGAUUACACCGCCGGCCUGGCUAUCAAGACAGACCUGUUACCCAUGUCCUCUCGACAGAUCGCUGAAGCUCACUACAAGCUCAGUAUGGUGCUCGAUCUGACGUCUGGCCGGCUAGCAGAUGCCAUCACGCACGCCGAAAAGGCGUUAGAGAGCAUUGAAGCCAGGCUAGCCGAAGUCCGACUGGGGCUCAGUGGCCAGCUGAAAAUCGAGCCGCCGGAAACCGCUAAGACUGAGGAUGUCAAGGGGAAGGGCAAGGCUACUGGCGGCCGUCUGAAGCGCGACGACGAUGUGAAGGACAUGACGAAAGGUCAGAUGGAGUCAGAACUGAAAGAUUUGCAAGGGCUAAGGGAGGACCUUGCCCAAAAGGUUGAAGAUCUCAAGACCAGUCCAUCCGAGGAGAAUGCAUUGGAAUCAGCUCCUGCCCUAGUCGCCAAGGCAUUGGAUAAGGAACUGGCAACGGCUCCAAGCGCAUCAGUGCUCACACAGGUCAACGACCUAACUUCGAUGGUGAAGAAAAAGAAAGCUCCGGAUGCCAAUGGAACAAACGGUGUAAACGGCACAGCUAAGCGUAAAGCUGAGGAUGCCGCCGCUAGCCCUGAUCCAGAGAAGAAACCACGGGUAGAA
Molecule: messenger RNA, 1191 nt
Organism: Gloeophyllum trabeum ATCC 11539
Lineage: Eukaryota; Fungi; Basidiomycota; Agaricomycetes; Gloeophyllales; Gloeophyllaceae
Exons: 5
Biological process (GO): CENP-A containing chromatin assembly; DNA replication-dependent chromatin assembly
Cellular component (GO): nucleoplasm
Molecular function (GO): histone binding
Source: RefSeq, a predicted model, not a curated record